This is a messenger RNA of Fusarium redolens, 1141 nucleotides long. RefSeq lists its product as uncharacterized. The record is from RefSeq and is a predicted model, not a curated record. Lineage: Eukaryota; Fungi; Ascomycota; Sordariomycetes; Hypocreales; Nectriaceae. Bases 308 to 1141 code for a protein of 277 amino acids. The transcript is spliced from 3 exons.
CAUACCUCUCAUUGUAUAGCCACAGCUUGACGAAUCAGGGUGGUCAAGACUUUCAAGCUAACAAGAGGUCGAAUACUUCUUGCCCCCCACUGUAACCGACGCCCCGUUGAGUCAGGAUCAGGGGUUUUCGGGUACUUUCAUGAUGUGACAGAGGGCCGGGCAGUGCAGUAUCGAUCCAGCUAACUCAACAGGAAGGGGAUCAUCGCAGCCAAGAUCGUCCUUGAACUUCUUGGCUGUCUCACGUUGCUUUUUCCCGCCUAGCUUUCGUCACUAUUUUCCCCCUUCUUUCAACUUCAAUUGAUCGACAAUGGCGGCGAUACCGGUGUUUAGUGAUAUCUUCUGGCUGCUGCAAGAAGCCGGUCUUCUCUUCUACAGCUACAUCAUCCUCAAACGAGUCCUCCGAGGCCUACGAUGGAGAGUCUUCUCUUCACUCUUCUGGACAGGUAUGGCCGGUAUUGUCGCCGUCCGCAUUAUCAUCAUCACCUUCCGAGUACGCUCUAUUCUAGCCGGUAACGAGGAUUUGUUGGCCACUAUCAACCACAUCCACAUCGCAUAUUUUGGUCUUAUCGCGACGCUCGAAUGUAUCAGCGCCUACUUCCUAAUGGUCCUCUUCACCUCGGCCAAGGCCUCAUCCGCCGAAAUUGCACGCAGUGGUGGUCUCUUCCAAUACUUAGCUCGAAGCACAGAGAUGAGAGUCGCGCUUCUGGCCCUACAGGGCACCCUUCGCGCUGUCACGAAUUCGUUCAAGACGACUGGUCAGACGGCGGAGAAUAUCGCCACGCAGCUCGAUCGCUUUUUCUAUGCAGUAUUUUGCCUGUACUCAAUGGUUCUGUACAUUCAUCUCCUUUCUCCAAAGCUCAAGUUCAAUGGUACUCACGACUACCCAUCUUCUCGUGAUCGUUAUGUACAUCAGGGCAGUCAGCCUGGUCGUUUCACGUCAACGCAAAAAGAUGACUUUGCUCAAAACAGGACCGAGCAUGUGGUGGGAGUGGACGGAGGUACACGCACACGCAAGGCGCGCAAUGACUCAACAGACCAUAUAAUUGAGGGCGGUUCCUCGCAAGGUGGCUCAAUCAACCUGGAGGAUAUGGACCUCAAGGGCAAUGUCAUCAAGAAGACGGUCGAGUUCAGGGUGGUAUAA